Molecule: messenger RNA, 3494 nt
Organism: Amoebophrya sp. A25
Lineage: Eukaryota; Dinophyceae; Syndiniales; Amoebophryaceae
Source: the annotation of a GenBank genome assembly
UUAUCGGAACUCGCUCGCACUACAAAAAAAAAAGCGAGAUAAAUUGUAUUGUAUUGUAUUAUGUAGCUCGUUCAUCGGUCAACAACUAAUACAUUGCAGGUCCUCCAGCCAGUCCCCUCCCACUAACCUACAAACUCCUCUUCGUUUCUAAUGAAAAGCUUUAGUGCAAGCGGAAGUUAGUCUACUGCACGACGCAUCACAAAAAUGUUGAUCUAGUGGUCCUCUCCUCUUCUUCUCGUUCUAGUCUGUUCAGCAUGCGACGGUACUUUUGUUCAGCCUCUCCCACAUGUAUUUACUUAUUCGUUGAAUGUCCCAUUGGUCAGUAGUUACAAAAUACAAAGAUAUUGUGAUUGCAUUGUCGUGAAGAUUACUAGUUCAUCUAGUUCUAAGUGUAUCUGUAUGUGGUCGCUGCACUUGUGAUUGCUUCAGGAGGACGAGGAGCAGUGUGCGUGUGUACCAAGUACGAAGAGACUGACACAAGUAGAAACUACAUGAUUGUACACUAGAAACUACAUGAUUGUAAACUAGACUGACACAACGAACCACAAGAAACAUGUCCUCCAAAAAUGAUACAAGUAAAGUCUUCUCUCCCAAGAGGGAUGGGACGCUGGCGAGCUACGGAAUUCUCAGUGGUGGUGGAGGAGGUCCACGGGCGCGGAAUCCGACGAAAGAACUGUUCGAUUAUGAAAUAGAUGAGAUGAUCUUUCUCACAAGAAAGAUCAGAGGACAGGAAGAUAGAGGCACUAUCGUUAUCGUCCCAUGAAGAUUUACUACAUUUAUUUCAGGACAUGAUGGCCGACGUUCUUCAUUGUACUACUUGCUGCUAUUUGUCUUCCUCCCUCCUGCGUUGAUGUCUUUCUCCCUAACCCUACUUAUAUACGUAAAUAAUCUACUUCUUUAACUCUUCGUUACGGGAGGACUACACAAAGGCUCGCCUGGAGACUCAUCAAAAGCAUCUAGCGAAGACGAGGACGAAGACGAGGACGGCUUGGAUCCAUGGAAGAGUAGCAAGAAUCCCUUAUCUUCUUUUCAAGGAAAGUUAUGGCUUUCCCUGUGAUUGCUUGUCGUAGGUCUGCUCUUGGGAAUGAUUCAAUCAUCCUCAGUGAGACGAGGGUCGUGUCAGUGUCAGCAGAUGAACCCACCUAGAAGUUCAAAUUCCACCACCACCAGCACCUAGAAGUUUUAUUUAUGAAAUGCGAAUAAUAAAUUACCUCAAGAACCUAAUACGAAUAGGAAUACCAGACCAACUUCUGCCUCUAACUACCAAAGCGCCACAACAAUCUACCGUUUUUUCGCAGCGCGUCCUCGCACAUGUACUGCAGAAUAAAUUCUCCAGUAGUCGGCUUCGGACGAAAUUCAAGAUCAUCUGUGUGCUUGGAGCGAUUAUUGCUGGGUUGUGGUUUUUGUGGCUGCAUCAUGGUCCUCUUGUUCUUAUGAAAACAUGAUAUUUAUUAUAUAUAAGUACUUCCGCUGAAACUUUCAGCAUUUUUUGCUUUGAGCACUCGCUUGCUUUGCUGUUUACUUAUAUUCGGUGGAUACGCCUUAUAGGCGGUCUCGUUCGAGGAUGCAAGUUCUUUCAUGAUGAACGAGAUCGCCUAUAUGACGGUCUGCUCGUUCGAUUAUGAUUUUCACUUCAUAAGUGGUUCGGUCGUGGUCAAGAGACUUGUAAACCCCUCGUGUAGUAGUUAGUUCUUUGACCAGUCGACUGCGCAAGCGCAACUCGUUCCGUUCAUUCGCUUGUUUAUAUCGCAUUUGUGACCUCGGCACUAAAGGCUGUCUAUCAUAUGAUCUUACAAAUUUUGCGCUCUAUAGAAUACAUUUUAGUUGUGUUUGAUCAAUAGCUUUUGGUUGUCUGUCCUUCGGAAGCAGCAGAACAUGAUUUUCAGGACCUCGUAUUAUUGGAGAUCUCGUUCGACAGAAUAUGAUUUUCAGGACCUCGUAUUAUAUUAUAGGAGACAUCGUUCUAUAGAACAUGAUUUUCAUGAUGACGAAGUAUUCAUCCUCCUCCUUCUUGACUUUCUAAGCAUUCGUCCGGUAGAAGUCAGGAUGACAAACAGGACCAGCACCACAAGGUGGAAAAGCACCAGAUGCGUGGGGGUCACCAUAAUGUGAAGUCUACCAAAAAAGACGGAAAGGCAAAGCCUAAAUCUCUUGCAUGGAUUAUGGAUGAAACUUUUUCGACGCCACAACAAAUAACUACUUGUAGAUGAGAAUGACAUAGCUCGGUGGAGACAAAACUACCGCGCGGCAGUCUGCACUGAAAACUGUGCGAGAUUAAUUGCAUUGUAUUGUAUUGUUGUCCUUCUUUUCCUGAUCCUGCUGUGCCUCCGGAAUAGACCACUACGUUUCUCAAAAAUUUUGUAUUGUAUUGCAUUGCGUUGUAUUGCAUUGUAUUGUAUUGCAUUGUAUUGUAUAAUUGUGUUGUAUUGUGUUGUAUCCUGCUAGUGCUACCAGUACUACAGCAAGUUCGUGACUAGCUUUACCCUUCUUCUUCUAAUAAGCGAAAGAGGUACAGGAAGAACCUGACGCCAUUAGAGGAAGAGCGAUUGUCAGCGGAGUUGAAUCCUUCGCACGACGGCGAAGAGUUUGAGCAUGAGAGUGACAACUCCGCUUCGGAACAUGAGUUUUAUGACAGUGUUGAUCAAAGUAGGAGGUUUGUUUUAUUGCUAGAAAUAGUUCCUCCUCAGCUUCUCAUCAAGGAGAAGGGCGGAAUUGAAUCCUUCGCACGACGGCGAAGAGUUUGAGCAUGAGAGUGACAACUCCGCUUCGGAUAGAUAUAGAAUUUUAUGGUAGAACAGCGAAUAGAUAUAGAAUGUGAAUGAUUUAGAUCUGCGCCAACAUUUUCAUUCACGCUGAUAGUGCUGUUCAUAGAAGUGUCGAUUAAAGCAACGUUUUAUUUUACCUUUUAUUUUUGAUUUUAGGGUCCUCAAGGAAGAAGAAAGCUGGUUAAGGUCGUUUUGAAGAAAGCCCUAAUAUCACAGCCGCUCGGAGGAUAGCGGCACAGCCUCGGACAUCAGAUAGAAGAGCAGCAGCGUCGUGAGUCGCCAUCCAUCGUGCUGAACUAGUCAGUCGAUGAGAACAGUGGGAGACGCCGGUUAUAGUAAGUUGAUAAUCUAGAGAUCAUCUAGUGGAUAGUAUAACUAGUACGUCAGCCGCGCCCGCUGGUAAGGAAAUUCUUUGAAUAACUGCAUACAUUAGAAUGCGAUCAGUGAUUCACUUCUACACGAGCCUCCACUUCAAGUGUAACACUCUCUUUUGUUGCGUGAUGAAAAUAAAUUACAACAUACAACUCAUAUUAUUACCUCCUUCAAAAACUAGAACUACAUGAAGAGCAUGAACACGAUGUCAUAGCGAACUCCUAUGAUUCCAUACUCCAGUUCGAGUUCCAAGUGUCUUCUAGUACUGCCAAACCAACGUGCUGGAAGAAGCAACAAGGCAUUGUGUGUGUGUAUGGGAUGUCUUCCCUCGAACGCUCUUCGUUGGCAAAAUUUUUC